Corythoichthys intestinalis (scribbled pipefish) is the source of this 7879-nucleotide messenger RNA. It is a transcript of the gene dipk1aa, whose product is annotated as divergent protein kinase domain 1Aa. Lineage: Eukaryota; Metazoa; Chordata; Actinopteri; Syngnathiformes; Syngnathidae. The coding region runs from base 267 to 1553 and encodes 428 amino acids. The transcript is spliced from 6 exons. The record is from RefSeq and is a predicted model, not a curated record.
UUUAAAUACGGCUUCGUAUUGACUGCGCAUGCGCACUAACCCGAGUCGGCUCCGCUGCUGUUUUCUGUCUUCUUACCUCGCGUUUAGAACUUGUUUUUGCUGCAAAUGUUGCAACGGACAGAAGCCCAAAGCCACAUCGGUGAAAUGAAAUGACGUCCAUUCAUUCGCGUCGGUUGCUCACGCGAGGCGAGACGAGACGCUGGAUUGGCUCUGCGUUGGCUCGGUUUGACUGAUGUUCUCCAGUUUUGAGAUGAUCUAUUUUUGCGAUGGCGAAGGGGCUGUUUCCACGGGCCUGGGUGAAGAAGUCGUUCUAUUUCCAGGCUCGGAUCUCUUUUGUAAGGGUGAAGUACUUGUUCCUCACUUGGCUGACGGUGCUAGUGGGGAGUUGGGUGCUCUACGUGCAAUACUCAGCCUACACAGAGCUGUGCAGAGGACGCCAGUGCAAAAACGCCAUUUGUGACAAAUACAAAAGAGGGAUCAUCGAUGGCUCGGCUUGCAGCAGCCUGUGUGAUAAAGACACCUUCUACAUGAGCAGAUGUUUGUCAACGUUCCCCAACAAUCAGGUAUACACGGGGAGCUGGGGCGAUCGCGAAGGGAUCAUUCGCUGUCGUUUGGGGAAAGUUACACACGACGAGCUGGGCGAAGAGCCGGAGCCUCAGCGGGAGGCGCCAGCGUUCGAUACUCCAACUAGGGGCACGUCGGUGGAGAAGUUCCGGGAGAUGGUCUUUAAUCACGUCAAGUCCAAGCUUGGGGAUCAGGCCAACCUCGGCAGUUUGGUGAGCGUGAUCCUGUCGGUGGCGGACGGCAACAAAGAUGGAAAAGUUUCCCUGCCGGAGGCUCGUUCCAUGUGGGCGCUUCUACAGAUUGAUGAGGUUCUACUGGGUUUGCUUCUCCAAGAACGCGGCCACACCCCUCGCCUCCUGGGCUACUGCGGCGACUUGUACAUGACUGAACGGGUACCCCAUGGCCCCCUGUACGGUCUGUCUGUCCCCCAGCCAUCAGUCUCUUGGCUCCCAGGUGGCUUCCGGCGUGCGACCGACCGGUGGUUGGCCCCCUCGUGGCCCCGCAAAGCAAAGAUCUCCAUGGGCCUCCUGGAACUGGUGGAGGACAUCUUCCACGGCACUUACGGCAGCUUCUUUAUCUGCGACAUGGCGGCGGCGCGUUUCGGAUACACCGACGGCCACGAGCUGCGGCUGACAGACGCUCGGGCGCUGGUGCCCGAGAGCCAGUUUCGUCAGGGGAUGCGGGCACUGAGCUGCCGCACGGAUGAAGACUGCGUGUACGGCGCCGACUGCCGGACAGCGUGCGACGCUGUGCGGCGACGCUGCGGAGAGGAGCCGCUCAGGCCUAAUUUGGCCAAAGUGUGCGGCGCGCUGAAGGACUACCUGCUGCACGGGGCGCCGGGCGCCCUGCGGGAGGAGCUGGAGAGGCACCUGUACGCCUGCAUGGCCCUCAAGGGCAAUGCCGUGCAGUUGAACAUGGAGCACUCGCUGCUGCUCAAUAACUUGAAGUCUCUGCUGUGGAGACAGAUCUCCCACACCAAGGAUUCGUGACCGGCAGCUAGUCAGGUCUAGCAAUACUGUGAGAUAAUGUCAAGGAGAGCACAUGGAGGUUCUUAUAAAGGUACACAGCUGCCAGUACUUUACUAUAUAUAUUUUUUAGGGCUGUCAAACGAUAAACAUUUUUAAUCGAGUUAAUCACAGCUUAAAAAAAUAAUCGUAAUUAAUCGCUAUUCAAACCAUCUAUAAAAUAUGCCAUAUUUUUCUGUAAAUUAUUGUUGGAAUGGAAAGAUAAGACACAAGACGGAUAUAUACAUUCAACAUACUGUACAUAAGUACUGUAUUUGUUUAUUAUAACAACAAAUAAAAACGAUGGCAUUAACAUUAUUAACAUUCUGUUAAAGUGAUCCAUGGAUAGAAAGGUUUGUAGUUCUUAAAAGAUACAUUUUAGUACAAGUUAGAGAAAUUUUAUAUUAAAACCACUCUUAAUGUUUUUGUUUUAAUAAAAUUUGUAAAAUUUUCAAUCAAAAAAUAAACUAGUAGCUCGCCAUUGUUGAUGUCAAUAAUUACACAAUGCUCAUGGUGCUGAAACCCAUAAAAUCAGUUGCAUCCAAGCGCCAGCAGAGGGCGACAAAACACCAAAAAACACACGUAACAAAUGGACAUGACACUGUGCUGUCAUUUUAAUCUGCUUGAGCGCGGCAUGUGCGUUAAAUGCGUCAAAUAUUUUACCGUGAUUAAUUUAAAAAAUUACCGCCCGUCAACGCGAUAAUUUUGACAGCCCUAAUUUUUUUUUUUUACAGUGUACUGACGCAAAAGGUUUAGAAUGUUAUUUUUUAGGGCCAACCUAUACUGCACAUUUUUACACAUUUACAGGGGAGCUUCAGUUUAGUUCAGUUAAACCUAAAAAAAUAUAAGUGAAAAUGUAAAUAUAUAUCUGAAAUCUUGAAAUACUGAAGAUUAAUUACAAGAAUUUCAUAAAUGUCAAAGGCUUUGACCACUGAAUGCCAGGCAGGGAAUGAAUUAAUAUUAGUUUGUGGAAGAUUCCCAUUUGAUGUGAUGAAUUUUGCAUGAUUAUUUGGGAUAUUCAUUUGAGAUGUCGGAACUCAGCAGAUUACACUCGUAUGGGAAAACAUGGAUUAGUAAUGAAGGUUUUUAAAACUUCAAGAACACUGGUUCGGGUUUGUUACACGAUUUCACUGUCAGUUUUCAUGAAUGAUGCUUUUUUUUGUGUGUCACAUUUCCAGUCGGGUUGAUACUUAUUACUCAAUGUGGUAUUACGGGCAUUGCAAGCAACUACACGUGGUGGUCAGUUUGGAAGAUAUGGAAGUUUAUUGCAUUUAUUUAAAAAAAUAUAUUUUCCAAGUUAUUUAUUUUGGAGGGUGCUCUUGGUUUAAUGUACAUUGAGGAAAAUAAGUUUUUGAACACCCUGCAAUUUUGCAAGUUCUCCCACUUAGAAAUGGGUGGGUUUGAAAUUUUCAUGGUAGGUGCUUGCCCACUGUGAGUAACAGUCUAAGGAAAAAAUAUCCAGAAAUCACAGUAUGAUUUAUAACAAUUUAUUUGUAUUAUCCUGCUGCAAAUAAGUAUUUGAAAACCUGUCUAUUAGCUAGAAUUGUGAGCUUCAAAGACCUAUUAGUUGCCUUUAAAAAGUCCAACGAAUAAGUAGAGCGGAGGUGGACUUUCUGACUUUUUGACCUGUUUGAGGCAGUUAGCUGCAUAUAAACACCUGUCCACCCCAUGCAAUCAGGAAAAAUCUAAUUCCUAACAUGGUCAAGACCAAAGAGCUGUCCAAAGACGCCAGAGACAGAAUUGUAGACCUCUACAAGGCUGGACAGGAUUUUGGGGCAAUUGCCAAGCAGCUUGGUGAUAUAAAAUCCAACGUAGGAGCAAUUAUUAGAAAAUGAAAGAAGCUAAACAUGAUUGUCAAUCUCCCUCGGACUGGGGCUCCGUGCAAGAUCUACCUUGUAGGGUCUCGAUCCUAAGAAUGGUGAGGAAUCAGCCAAGAACUACACGGGGGGAGCUGGUUAAUGACCUGAAAGGAGCUGGGACCACCAUGUCCAAGGUUACUGUUGGUAAUACACUAACAUGUCAUGGUUUAAUAUCAUGCUUAGCAUGAAAGGUUCCAUUGCUUAAACCAGCCCAUAUCCAAGCCUGUUUUAAGUUUGCCAAUGACCAUUUGGAUGAUCCAGAGGAGUCAUGUGGUAUUAUGAGAUCAAAAUUGAACUCCUUGGUCUUAAUUCCACUCAUUGUGUUUGGAGGAAGAAGAACGAUGAGUACCAUCCCAAGAACACCAUCCCUACUGCGAAGCAUGGGGUGGUAACAUCAUGCCUUGGGGGUGUUUUUCUACAUAUGGGACUAGACGACGGCACUGUAUUAAGUAGAGGAUGACCAGGUCCAUGUAUUGUGAGAUUUUGGAGAAUAACAUUCUUCCCUCAGUUUAGAGCAUUGAAGGCCAGUACUUACUGGGUCUUCCAACAUGACAAUGGCCCAAAGCAGACAGCCAGAAUAACCAAGGAGUGGCUUCGUAAAAAGUGUAUCAAGGUUCUGGAGGGUUCUAGCCAGUCUCCAGACUUAAACCCAAUAGAAAAUCUUUGGAGGAAGCGCAAACUGUUUCUGAGUGACAGCAAAUAAACCUGAUUGAUCUAGAGAAGAUCUGUGUGGAGCAGCGGUGCAUAAUCCCUGCUGCAGUCGGUGCAAACCUGGUCAAAAGUUACAGGAAAUGGUUGAUCUCUGUAAUUGUAAUCAAAUGCUACUGUCCUAAAUAUUAACACCGAUUUUCUGUUGUUCCGGUGUUCAAAUACUUAUUUGCAGCGGUGUGAUACUAAUAAAUUGUUUUUUUUUUAAAAACCACUGUGAUUUCUGGAUUUUUUUUUGAUUGGCUCUCACAGUGGACAGGCACCUACCAUGAAAAUCUAAAAUGCACCCAUCGUAUCUAAAUGGUAAAACUUGUCAAAUCACAGGGUGUUGAAAUACUUAUUUUUUCCCCCAAUUAAUGUUGGAGUAAUGUUUCAGUAUGUUUUCCGGGAUUAUUUUUCCGAAUACUUGUCAAAUGUUCCAAUAUAAUAACGAAUUAUUUUGAAACAUUUUUCAGUUCUUUCAACUAUUUUAUUUGUAUUUUUUCCCCAACUGAAUGCAGUACGCUUCCGUAGAAACAAGCACAAUUAUAUUGCACAUGAAUAGCUGUAUGGUCAUGAAUGUUAGCCACUUAUUUUUGGCUCAUCACACUGCAUUAGUUGUUUCACCUAUCACAGUGCCAUAAAAAUAUGCUGAAUUAGUUUUAUGAAUGUUAUAAGUGAAGCUAAUUUUCCAAUCCUGUGACUGCACGACAAUGCUGUAUGAAAGAUGAAGGACUGAACGCUGCUGUCUGUUUCAAAGAAGGAAAAAUAUGCAUGAUUUUGCACAACUGGGACUUCAGUACACACUAUUUUGAUGUCAUACCACAUGCCUUGUUCUUUUUAAAUCAUAAAAUGUUAUGACUAUUUGAAUUGACAGUGAAUGAUGUUUUAGCAAUUUUUUUCAAGGUAUAACAAUUUUUGUUUGCUUUGCUCCUUAUAUUAUUCUUUACCAAUUUAUCGGUUUUGUCUUAAAAUGGUCUUCUUCAGUGAAAGUAUUUAGAUGAUCGUACUGUAUAUGAAGCGUGCAGCAGUGGUUCAAACCAUGCUCACUGCAAGGACAAAACUAUACGAGCUGCCACAAUCAGCUACUCACUAGUUUGAAUGUUUUUAAAUCAAAUUGCCUUCUAUGAUCAUCUUACCGACAAAUAUUUGAUUACUGUUGUUUUUGAUGAAAGCAGACUAAUCUUGGUAAAUAUUAAAGGUAAAGAAUCUUUGAGUUAGCGGGGGUUUGAUUAGUAGAGAUGAUAUCAACAAAUUCCGUGCAGUUUUUUAGUUGUUUCAGGGUUCUGGAGUGGCUAUGCAAAGUCAAUGGUGUCUGCUUGGCAUACAAUCAAAAAACAACAUUUGCACACAUGAGAAUCACCAAUGAUACUAGUACAUGCAAUCAACAGUGUUGGCUAUGUUUUAAGGAUAAAGUUAAUUAAACUUACCAAUUUCCAUGUAAAUAAUUGUAGUAUGAACAGCAACAUUUCUAAUCCAGCAGCUCAGCAGGGGACAGGCUUUCUAGGCAAGCAGGGCAGUGAUAUUUUUUUCACCGCUGAUUAUUUUGUGGGAACGAAAGAGACUCCCCAGCAGACUGCGCACGAGUGGCCGAAGCACUCCUCUGUUGCAGUUGCAUUACAUAUCUAGGGGAAAAAAAUAGUCCUGCAGAAUGAAAUAAAUUAAAGCAGUUUGGUGUAACACAGUAGCUACAUGGGUAUCUCGAACAAUGAUCUGCAUUUUUAAUUUGACUGUUAACGGGCAUGAAAAUGGGUCAGGGGUUACAAAGGUGAGAAGGGUGUGGAGGAAAUAUGUUCCUGUACUCUAUACAACCCAAAAAAAUAUUGAGCUCUGUCGACCCACACUGUGUUUCAGCAGGGCAGUGCAGAGACCGGUGCUCAUAGAUCAAAAGGGGCACAUGAACAAGUAUUAAAUACACCUUACAACAACAUAACUUCAAUUUUAAUCAGCUUUAGAUUAUAAGUGGCUGUGACAUACUUUAAUUGGGAGGGGGCAACAGUGAAUAGAAAUCAACACUGUCAUCAACACUUUCUGGCUGUGACUCAGUCACUGCCUCUUUUCUUCCUUCAACCUCUACAUCAAAACUUCAACUUGUUGCUCAUCUGAGAACAAACCACAUCAGAUGGUCACUGAGCCACCAACAGCAGUUUUCUCAAAACUAUUAUUUCAUUAUCAUCAAUAUUUGACAACUCUAGCGCCUAAUAAUUAAUAAAGCAAUGACAUAAAAUCUUAUAAAUAACAUUGUAAUUGUGUUUAUAAUUGUAUUUUAUACCCGACUAUCCUUGCAAACUGUUAUUCUUACUAAGUGUGCUAUUCUCCCAGCUAAUGAGGUAUCCACUGCCUUUAGCAGCCUCAUCCAACUCCUUUUUUUCCAUCCCUCAAUCUCCUUUCCUUACUAGGCAUGUUUACAUAAUGAAAUAUAAAUCUUAAAUUCAAACAGACUUCCCGGUGGCAUUUAUUUUUAAAGCUUUCUUAAUAUCUUUCUCAAUAACUAUUGAAGUAGAUUUGUGUCUUUAUUAUUCAAUCCCAAAAACAAGUUGCUUCGAUCAAAAACAAAGGUGCUUCAAUCAAAAUAUAUAUUUUCAAUCCCAAAAAAAGUCACUUCAAAAUAAAAAUAAAAAAUGUGUUUGAAUGCAAAAAUAAAUUUGAGUUAAAAAAAAGCAUUUGAAAACUAUUUUUUUGAUUGAAACAACUUUUUUGUUUGAAGUAAUGUUCUGCGUUUUGGCCACAUUUUGGCUAGGACAUUUGUGUCUUUAUUAUUCAAUCAAAAAGAUAAGUUGCUUCAAACAUAUAUUUUUUAAAAAUUCACUUUAAAAAAAAAAAAAAAAAGUCAUAGAAAAAGUUUGCGCAUGUGUCAAUCAUUGUUUAAGUGAGCAGCUUGAGAGGAUUCAACUACUAUGAAGCAUUUAAUAAAGCCAAUCAUUUUACUACUACUAUAUUCUUGUUUAAAAAUAAUUCGGUGGGACAGUAACAUGUUUAAAACUUUUAAUUAUUACUUUUUGAAGUGCUUAAAAACCAUUUAUCAAUUAUACUUUGGGGACAAACGACUGAAAAAACAUGUCAUGUUAUAUAAUGUAUAUAUUUUUUAAAUCUCCCGACCCACCCCAAAAAAAAUGUUCUCCUCGAAUCUACACAAUUCACGUAGGUCACUCUUUUUGACUUCAAAACAGCGAAUUUCGCCGAAAGGUGAGACAUUUUCAUGCCUGUGUUAAAUAUGUUAAUAUUUUUACUGGCAUGCUAAGCAGGUGCCAUUGACUUGUGCUAGCUUAGCACUCUGGAGACCUGAAACUUAAUAACUGACAACUGCGUUAAACUCCCCACUAACUCGAAGAUUAAGCCUAAUGUAAAAAAAUCUGAACUUCCCUUUUAAACACUAUUUUGGAAAAUGUUUUUAGUUCUACUGCACAUUGACAGCUAACAACUUUAACCCAUAUUAAUAAAACGGCGAAUAUUCUAAUUUAUAUAUGGCGGAAAACACAAGACUGAAAAAGAAGUUUCUGCUCUUGCACCCUUCUUUAAAAUAAACUGUAUUUUAAGCCAAAACAACUGUUGUGUUUGAUAGAACAUUAUGUUUAUAUGGUCCCAUAGCACAUGGCGCAUUAGCCCCCGAACUAUUUUUAAUUUGUCUGUCUUACCCUGAAAACCCCCGUUUACAGACGUCACGCAACCACUUUUGUUUCAACCCAGCCAUAAAAACAAUUAUAUUAUUCAAAAUGUCAUUUUUAGUUUAGAAUCAUUAAUCGAUGUGUAAGAUUUAGUUAAAAA